AUGUCAAUUCAUUUCCUAACCCGCGGUCAGUUCGUUUCGGCUUCUUACAAAAGCGAGGACUGUUAUUUUACCGUCAAUGGACGGCUAAUAACCACGCUCGAAGAUCUUCCAGCGGGCGAUGGAUACGUCAUCCAAGUUCAUCAUCGCCUACGCGGUGGAAAGGGUGGUUUCGGUUCAAUGUUGCGGGCAAUUGGUAAUCAGAUUGAAAAGACUAAUAACCAUGAUAUGUGUCGCGACCUCUCUGGACGACGCAUGCGUGAUGUAAAUGCAGAGGAAAAAUUGAAAGAAUGGUAUGCGAAGGCUGGGGAAAGAGAGAGAGCCAAGGUAGAUCGUUACUUGGAAAAACAGCGACGUCGUCGAGAAGCCCUUGAAAAGGGCCCCCUCCAUGACCAUAAAUUUGACGAUCCUGAAUUUGCUCGGCGGAAGGAACGUAUCUCGACUCAGUUACGCGACGCAGUUGAAGCGGCGCUGGAAAAGAUCGUAUCUGAUGCAGGCCCUUCAGAACCUGCCAAAAAGAGGUCCAAAUUGUGGAUUGAGUGCCUAGACGAAGGUAAAUCGUCCUCAAGUAGUGAUAGCGAUGAUUGUGGUGGCCCUUCGUCUCUUUCUGACUCAGAUAAGGAUCAAGAUGCAAAUUCCGGUUCUUCAGAAAAACCUGAGUGUCCCGAAAUUGCUGCAACGGUCAAAGUUGAUGUGCCAAAAAGUGGACAAGCGGAAAAUGCUCCGCAAGGUCAUCAAGAACACAAAAUUGACAAGGACAUUACAGAAUUGACAAAUCCAACAUGCGUACCCUCCAUCACCGAUGAAGCACUUAAUGCAGCUUCUUCAUCUAAGGACCUAGAAUCCUACGGUUUGGAGCGUUUAAAGCAGUCACUUGUAAAUAGAGGACUAAAGUGUGGAGGAACAUUAUCGGAGCGUGCUGCAAGGCUUUUUUCGGUUAGAGGACUCGAACCGUCGCAAUAUCCCACGAAGAUUAUCGCUAAGUCUGUUAAGAAAUAA
This is a messenger RNA of Mesocestoides corti, 996 nucleotides long. The record is from the annotation of a GenBank genome assembly. Lineage: Eukaryota; Metazoa; Platyhelminthes; Cestoda; Cyclophyllidea; Mesocestoididae.